This is a messenger RNA of Cylicocyclus nassatus, 369 nucleotides long. The record is from the annotation of a GenBank genome assembly. NCBI's taxonomy places the organism in Eukaryota, Metazoa, Nematoda, Chromadorea, Rhabditida, Strongylidae.
AAUGCUAUAACGUGGAGGUGUAACAAAUUUACCUAUGUUAACAGGCAAAGUCUGCAAUACACCUUCACACAAACCUGGAAACCGAUCAUACAGGAGUACGUCAGUUCGACCAGAAUGAGAACUUUCAACUAUAUCUUCCUAUUACUUACCACAAUAGUGAUCUUCUCUGCUGUGAACGCUGCUGUAGGCGGACCGAUGGCGGUCUUAAAAGAAGGGAUAAAGAUGUUUCCGAGACCGGUGCGUUGGUGUGGACAUGAUGAACUCAUGCGUAAAUUCAAACCCAGACCACUUUCUCCACUUCCUGUAAAGAAAUCCAUAAAGAAACAGUGAUAUUUUGUGCUCAAUUGCCGAUAAACCUUGGCACUGUGA